UUCGUAUUGGCGACGACAAUUUGCAACCCUUAGCUUGUCAUUGUUGUUUUCUGAUUGCAAUGAAAUUAUUUCAAGUAUAUCUUCGAUAGAUGUUACGUUCUUAAGAAUAUUGUUAAAUUUAAUGGUAUGGCUGAAUCCAGGCAUUUAUGGACUCAUGCAGAAACUAUUGCUCUCAUCGAUGUCUGGGAACAAAGGUAUGAACAACUAAGAAGUCAAAGAAGAACUGCUCAUGUUCACGAAGAAAUGCAAGCAGCAUUAUGUGCUAUAAACAUAGAAAAAACUAUUCGCCAGAUAGUUGUCAAGAUUGACAAUUUGACUCAAAAGUACAGGAAAACGAAGUCUUCUGGGAAGCAUAACCCUACGUGGAUCUAUUUCAAACGGCUGGAUUCCUUUAUAGAUCGCCGGCAUAGCCGUAGACAUGAAACCAAUAACAACUAUGACGAUCAAGUUACUAACGAUAUUACUAAGAUUGACGAAGCUUCAGCUGUUUCAGGUGCUGGGAUGGGUCAGUAUCCUAGCAUAUCAAUUGCUAAUUUUCAAGGCCACGACUGGAGGAAUGCCUGCGCUGCCAUCGAUUUGUCCACUAAAAUGAACCGAAACGCAGCUUAUGAAGAAGAAUUAGCUGGCUACAGACUUGAGUUACUCUCUGUCAUUUCCAGCUUAGUUGAAAUCCAGAGGCAUUCAUUGGCUGUGCAAGAAAAAAUCAUCACUCUGGCCACCAGAAUGGCUAACAGCUUCUAUGAUUCCCAUUCAAAUGUGAAAUGUGAAGCAGACCAUCAAUGACUGUGUCAAGAUUGUUUCAUGCAAACUGAGAAAUUAAUAAAUGAAAUUCAAUACUAAA
Messenger RNA from Parasteatoda tepidariorum (common house spider), 841 nucleotides. RefSeq lists its product as uncharacterized. The record is from RefSeq and is a predicted model, not a curated record. NCBI's taxonomy places the organism in Eukaryota, Metazoa, Arthropoda, Arachnida, Araneae, Theridiidae.